Molecule: messenger RNA, 498 nt
Organism: Parnassius mnemosyne (clouded apollo)
Lineage: Eukaryota; Metazoa; Arthropoda; Insecta; Lepidoptera; Papilionidae
Source: the annotation of a GenBank genome assembly
AUGGAGGCAAAGUACAAAACUCUUAAUUUAAAACGCGCUUCAAUUAGAGGCCGUGUUACGAAAUUUAAUAACCAUUUAGAAGAAUUAAAAGGUAAAAAGCUUACUCCUACGGAAGUUAGCGUGCUAUCGCAGCGAUUAGUUAAACUUGAGACUUUAUUUGGCGAAUUCGAUAGCGUGCAAAAUCAGAUUGAAGCAUUGGAGGAAAAUAAUUUAAGCUUAGAAUUGGAUACCAGAGAAGUUAUCGAACAAGCUUUCCACAAUUCGAUCGCAUUGGCUCAGGAAAUUAUUUCCAUCUACUGGAGCACGGCUGGAUUGAAGAAAAUGAUAAGUACUUAUAUAUUUAAAUGGUUUGACGGAGAUCAGUUGUCCAAUUUUGAGAACGAAUUAGUCGCAGAUCUACCAGAAAUAAUUCCGUCUGAUGAUGAGAAUGUAGAUUACGAUGGAAUUGAUGCACCUGACGAUGAACCUGAAGGAUACAACUCCGAUAGCCAAGAAUAA